Molecule: messenger RNA, 690 nt
Organism: Anoplopoma fimbria (sablefish)
Lineage: Eukaryota; Metazoa; Chordata; Actinopteri; Perciformes; Anoplopomatidae
Gene: lrrc18b
Product: leucine rich repeat containing 18b
Exons: 2
Coding region: 1-690 (229 amino acids)
Molecular function (GO): protein binding
Source: RefSeq, a predicted model, not a curated record
AUGGCCAAGGGGAAGAAAACCAAACAGGCUAAAGGAAAGACAAUCAGCUUGAAAGUGGCUCAGAACUGCGUGGAGCUGACGCUGGAUGGCAAACGACGUUUGGAUCUCAGUUUCAAGGAGGUCGCUGUGGUGCCAAAGUGCAUCCAGAAGCUGUGUGAAAUGGAUGAACUGGACCUGAGCAGGAACAUGAUCAAAACGGUGCCUGACUUUAUCGACAGUUUCAUCACCAUCUCUGUUCUGGAUCUGCACAGCAACUAUCUGGAGCAGCUCCCCGUGACUAUCGGCCGUCUCCAGAACCUGCUGGUUUUGAACGUGUGUAACAACCGUCUGACUAGCCUCCCCAGCGAGCUCGGCCUGCUGAAGAAACUCCACACCCUCAACCUGGGUAUGAACCAGCUGGAGGCUCUCCCCUCCUCCAUCGCUGCAUUGAAGGAGCUCUGCCACAUCGGCCUCUCUGACAACCGAUUCACCCGCGUCCCCGGCUGCCUCUCGAGGCUGCAAAAACUGGAGAGGGUCAACCUGGACAGGAACCCCAUCCUCACUGAGGACGCAGCCGGUCAGGAGUCCCUCAUGAUGACAGGGAGGCUUUAUCUGGUCAAGGAGAGCGUCCUGUGUGAGGUCUGCCUGAACAGGUGCCAAACUGAGAGGAAGAAGCUGGAGGAUGUGGCAAACAGGGAGGGGACAAAAUGA